AUGAUCCGAGCCAUUCUCACAACUUUCCUUCUCCUCGUACCAUUCUAUUGCAUCUAUAAGCCUCCAAGUCUACUCCUUCGCUACUGUCAACGUCGCUGGCCCGAAGUGCUCUUCCACGUGGACACGAACAAAAAGGUCGUUGCAUUGACCAUUGAUGACGCCCCCUCCAUACACACACCUGCAAUUCUUCGUUGUCUACAAUUACACGAUGCCACUGCGACCUUCUUCUUGAUAGGAUCCCAGAUCCCAGGUCAUGAAUCUAUCCUGGUGGAUCUGGUCCGAGCGGGCAACGAACUCGCCAACCACGCCAUGUAUGAUGAGCCAUCGCGUGCACUCACCGACGUCGUCUUGGCGGAUCAGAUCCGAGCAGUGCAUGCCAGAGUCCAGGAAGCGUAUGUUGCUGCUGGGAAUCGACCACAUCCGGAGAAUUGGCUCUUUCGCCCUGGUUCGGGGUUCUUCAGUUCCCGGAUGUCGAGUCUGGUAAAGGAGCUGGGUUAUCGGUUGGUGCUCGGUGACGUGUAUCCACAUGAUCCCCAGGUGCCCUUUUGGAGGUUGAAUGCAAGUCAUGUUCUGAGUAUGGCCAAGCCAGGGAGUGUGAUCAUCUGUCAUGAUCGGAGAGAGUGGACGGUGCCUAUGCUACAGAAGGUACUGCCGGAGCUGAGCCACAGAGGGUACCGUGUUGUUACAGUCUCCGAUCUAUUGAAGGAGAACGAUUCGAAUUGA
Messenger RNA from Penicillium bovifimosum, 723 nucleotides. Its product is annotated as chitin deacetylase CDA4. Gene Ontology annotation, biological process: carbohydrate metabolic process. The transcript has a single exon. The record is from RefSeq and is a predicted model, not a curated record. Gene Ontology annotation, cellular component: membrane. Gene Ontology annotation, molecular function: hydrolase activity, acting on carbon-nitrogen (but not peptide) bonds. The coding region runs from base 1 to 723 and encodes 240 amino acids. Lineage: Eukaryota; Fungi; Ascomycota; Eurotiomycetes; Eurotiales; Aspergillaceae.